This is a messenger RNA of Phalacrocorax carbo (great cormorant), 3478 nucleotides long. The record is from RefSeq and is a predicted model, not a curated record. Lineage: Eukaryota; Metazoa; Chordata; Aves; Suliformes; Phalacrocoracidae.
UGGGAAGCGGGCGGCGGGGCUGAGGCGCCGGCGGGCUCCGCCGCGGCCCGGCCCUGGGCCCGGCCAGUUCCCGCUCCUGCUCCCGCUCCCUUGCGGGCUCGGCCCCAGCCCGCUCCCCGCGCCCGCCCCGUGCCCGCGCCCGCGCCCGCGCCCGGCGGGGAGGCGGGCCCGGCGCCCGGCCGCCACUCCCGGACUACAGCUCCCGGCAGCCGCGGCGCCGCCGGAAGCGCGGCCCAGUGGCGGCGCGCAGGGCUGAGCGCGGGGGAUUUGGACCCGCUGCCGGCCGGGCGGGGCCGGGGAGGGUGAGGGUCGAGCCGCCAUGGCCCUGCCGCUGUCCGAGCCGCCGUGGCCGGCCAGCCUGGCCCCGCUGACGGCAGUGGAUGACUUGCUGCGGUGUGGGAUAUGCUUUGAUUACUUCAGCAUUGCAAUGAUCAUUCCACAGUGUUCACAUAACUAUUGUUCCCUUUGUAUACGCAAGUUUUUGUCCUUCAAAACUCAGUGUCCAACAUGCUGUGUGGCAGUCUCGGAAUCUGACCUGAAAAAUAACCGGAUAUUAGACGAACUAGUAAAGAGCUUUAAUUCUGCAAGACAACAGCUGUUCCAGUUGGUCUUGGACGCUCCACAGAUUUCAUCUCCAUCGGCCCGUAGCAGGCAUUCAGCUGGCAAAAAUCACGUUAGGAGUCCUGUUUCUUGGCCAACGUUAAAAGAAGAGGUGCCAGUGAUUGACCGUUUCUUGAGAAAGGAAGAAGUUUGCACCCCGACGAAGGCAGACGGCCUGGCAGGGGCAGAUCAGAUGAUUGUCAAAACUGAGGAAUGCCAUGACCUUUACAGCAGUUCUGCAGAGGUUGAUGGUAAAGGCAAUGAAGUGGGAUCACAACAGAGUCCUGAGUGCACCAAAAGUCAUGAAAAGCCUUCUACAUCUGUGGUAAAAGUAGGCAGGAAAGUGGAUUGCCCUGUUUGUGAGGUUGCUAUUCCAGAGCAAUUUAUAAACAAACAUCUGGAUAGCUGCUUGACAAGAGAAGAGAAGAAGGACAGCCUCAGAAGUUCGUCUCACAAAAGGAAGCCUAUGUCUAAAGUUGUUUACAACUUGCUCUCCGAUCGUGAUUUGAAGAAGAAACUGAAGGAACAUGGUCUGUCUACCCGUGGGACCCGACAACAGCUCAUUAAAAGACACCAAGAAUUUGUGCACAUGUAUAAUGCUCAGUGUGAUUCUCUAAAUCCCAAAUCGGUUGCAGAGGUUGUUAAAGAGCUGGAAGAGACCGAGAAGAUUCGCGUUCAGCUUGAAUGUAAUAAAACCGGUGGAAAUAGCUUGACCUUCACAAAGGACCAGACAGAGGAAGAAAUAGAUGAGAUCCACACUGAUUAUCGAAACAAGCACAGAAGCGAAUUUAAAUUUUUGGUGGAUCAAGUAAAUAAUCGGUGGAAGAAAAGUGGUAAGAGGAAAACAGAAAGUGCUCAAAACGAAGAAGUCACUGUCAAAGAAAUGCCGGCGGCCACAGCUAUGCUGUGUGGACAGAUCGGCUACUGUGAAUCGCUGGGAUUCUGCCCUCCAUGUAAGGUUUUCCUUUGGGCGCUGGGCCACAGACCUUGAGAAGCUGAAGGAAAGCCAUACGGUUUUUCCAAAACAGUGCGCAGGUAGAAGAUGACUCGUAUCAGGUGCAUCAACCUGCAUCGCGUUGACUCAAGUACGCGGUACCACCCCGUCGGGUUCUGACAAACCUGCGAAAUAUUCGUCACGCUUUUUGUGCACUGAGCGUUCGAUAAGAAAUUUCAGUUUCUAGUUUUAGGCCAAACAUCUGCACCUGUUGGACUGUUUGUAAACCAUUUAAAAAAACAAAACAAAAAGAUUUAUGGGUGAAGGAAGAAAUGCCUAAAGCCUGUUUCCUCAGCGUUAUUCACAGCAAUUACCUCUUUAUUAAAGUGGAAAUUAUACUAUGUGAAAGGAAGAGGGCCAGCAGCGGUCUGAUGAUUCGCCAUUUGAAAGCAUAACUGCUGAGAAGAGCACACGCUUUGUAUGCAUUCCUCACCCACUUGGUUCAGAUUCUCAUGGAAGUAGUGGAAUUGUAGAGAACUAAAGCAUACCUUCCCCCCCCACCCCAAAUCCCUCACGUCUCCCGUUGCCCUCUGCUGUAGUAUUGGUUGAUGUAACUUAAACCUCUCUGAAAAUCACCCUCUGUUUUUGGUGAUGUUUUAAUCAUCCCUUCCUGAUUUACAUUGUCUUGUUUUGCAUCUUCAAACUUAAAAACGUUCGAUAUCCAGUCUUUAUAAGUUUUAAGCACAGCUUUUUGCUUUGCCUAAGGGGAAGCGCCAUUAGAAUGUGAUAAACGUUUGUGAUACACCUCUUCUGGGCUGUGUUAUUGCGCUGGGCCGUUGCUAUUUUUGACCUGUUAAUUUCAGAGUUAUGUUUCAUUAGUUGGACAGCUGACUCACUCUAAUCUGCUGGUUGUUUUCAACAGACAAAAAUAUGCUCCUGGUAUUUAAUUAUACAUUUUAGUGGCAGGGAAAGGGCAAACUGUAGUGGAAUUAAAAGAUUGUAUAGCUCUUCCACACUCUAAUUACAGUUCUGUUUGGCCAUUUCUGUCAAAAUAAUUUCUUUAGGGGUAAAAAAGUCAAAGUGGUUUGAGCAGGAAUACAGCUUGGUUCAUGAGGGGGGACAGAACACUUCUGUGAGCGGCCCUCGUAACGAUUAUUAAUGAGAUGAGUCUCAGUAUGGUUUUAAAGUCCCCCGCAACUUUCUCGUUAAAUAACUCGCUUGAAAAUCUUUCUGGAUAUGGCGUAAGAGCAAUUUGUCUUUACAUACCAUAUUUGCUAGUCUGUAUUUGCUUUCUCUUUGGAGAGGUAGAAGGUAUCUUUUCCGAGACCUAUUUGUCUUUUCAUAGAUGAAAACUCUUGACAUGAAAAUAAUGGAAUGGUUUUACAAUUUGCCUGAUUUGUGUUGCCUAGAAGUUAUUUUUUCCUAUUAAAAAUGGAAAUGUCAGUUAUCUAGAUUGACAUUGUCUCUCUUGGAUGCAUAAGGAAAUAAGUUGUAUGCUUCUCAUUGAAAAUAAGCCUAUUAACUUGAUCUGUAAAUCUGUAAAGCUAUCAAGCUGUCUCAUGCGGUGGAUGAAGUGCGUUGGUAGCAAGAAGCAGAGAGAACAGGGCGGUCCCGUUAAGUGUUUGCUAAUUUCUGAAAUAAAGGUUCAUCUUAUGAAAUGUGACAAAUAUCCUUACCCUGUAGUCCUGGCCUUGUUGUGUUUGAAACUUAUACCAAUGAAAUCUUUCUGUAUCAGUCUCUGGUUCUUAGAGGGUGGGUUUUUUUUUACUAUGCAGGAAAAGAAAUUAAACCUUUGAAACUGUGGGAGUUUUGGGAAGCAAGCAAGUGGGAAUGAGGCACUGGUAUUUAAGUAUUUAUAACUUCAUUUUUUCUUAAAAAUCUAUCUCCAGGCUGCAAAAAUUUAAACAAUGCUAUUUUGCUUUGUCAUUCUUGCUAAUCUCUGCC